Pseudocercospora fijiensis CIRAD86 is the source of this 1972-nucleotide messenger RNA. RefSeq lists its product as uncharacterized. Gene Ontology annotation, molecular function: tripeptidyl-peptidase activity; serine-type endopeptidase activity. The coding region runs from base 20 to 1972 and encodes 650 amino acids. Gene Ontology annotation, biological process: proteolysis. The record is from RefSeq and is a predicted model, not a curated record. NCBI's taxonomy places the organism in Eukaryota, Fungi, Ascomycota, Dothideomycetes, Mycosphaerellales, Mycosphaerellaceae. The transcript is spliced from 5 exons.
CUCACUUUGAACCACCAGCAUGCAUUUCUCUUCUUUCGCGACUGUUGCGGCUCUUGUUGCUACUGCGUGUGCAGCACCAGCCAAUGUCCAGCGCCAUGUCCUUCACCAGAAGCGUGCUCCAUCCCACAACUGGAUCAAGAGAGAUCGUGUCCACAGCGAGUUGACCCUGCCAAUGCGCAUUGGCUUGACUCAGUCGAACUUGGACAAGGGCCAUGAGUUGCUCAUGGAGGUUGCCGAUCCGGCCUCUCCCAAAUACGGCAAGCACUACACUGCAGAGCAGGUCCACGAGCUCUUCGCUCCAGCCACCGAAGCUGUCGACGCCGUUCGAAGCUGGCUCGAGUCUGCCGGUGUCGAAGGCCACCGUAUCACACAAUCUGUCAACAAGCAAUGGAUGGAGCUAGAUCUCUCCACUGCUGAGGCAGAGGCACUUCUCCAGACCAAGUACCACUUCUUCGAACAUGCACAAAGCGGCAAGACCACUAUCGGUUGUGAUCAGUACCAUGUGCACGAGGACGUCAAGGACCACGUUGACUACAUCACCCCGGGCAUCAAGCUGCUCGCUUCACGCAAGCCAAAGAAGGCCGAGCUAGAGAAGCGUACUUUCGGAUGGGGCAAGGAACCAACGCUGCCACCGCUCAAGGCUCCCCUGCCAGCAUCACUCACCGACCUUCUGCUGAAGCCUCUUGAGGUCCUCUGCGACAUUGCAAUCAUUCCAGGUUGCAUUAAGCUCAUGUACAACUUCACCGAUGCCACAACCGCACAGAAGGGCAACGAAUUGGGUAUUUUCGAGGACCUCGGUGACUACUACGCUCAAGAGGAUCUCAACCUGUUCUUCGCCACCCUUCAGCCUCGCAUUCCCCAGGGUACUCAUCCAACGCUGGAGGGCGUCGAUGGAGGCACUGCGCCAACUUCGGUCGCAAACGCUGGCCCAGAGUCCGAUCUUGACUUCCAGAUCAGCUACCCAAUCAUCUACCCACAGAAUUCCAUUCUUUUCCAGACUGAUGACCCAGUGUACGAGGCCAACUACACCUACAAUGGCUUCUUGAACAACUUCUUAGACGCCAUCGAUGGCUCGUACUGCACAUACAGCGCUUUCGGCGAGACUGGCAACAGGCAAGACGAUCCACCAUACCCACACAAUGUCCCAGGCGGCUACAACAAGCCACUCCAGUGCGGUGUCUACAAGCCAACCAACGUCAUCUCCGUCUCAUAUGGUGGUCAAGAGGCCGACCUCGACUUCAACUACCAGAAGCGUCAAUGUAGCGAGUUCAUGAAGCUCGGCAUGCAGGGUGUUUCCGUCCUCAUCUCAUCUGGUGACUCAGGUGUCGCUGGCCCAGCUGGAGACGACAGCGACAACGGCUGUCUUGACGGUGGCAAGACCUUCAGCCCAGACUUCCCUGCUUCUUGUCCAUACAUCACUGCCGUGGGGGCUACUCUCCUGACCGGCAGUGCCUCCAAGGACCAGGAGACUGCUGUCACCCGUUUCGGAUCCGGAGGUGGCUUCAGCAACAUCUACGCUAUCCCGAGUUACCAGAAGACUGCUGUCAGCAACUACUUGACUGCGCACACGCCACCAUACAAGUCCUACGCCACUCAAGCCGAGCGCUCCGCCGGCGGUGUCUACAACCGCACCGGCCGUGCCUACCCAGACGUCUCAGCCGUCGGUGACAACAUCGUCAUCUUCAACAAAGGUGCUCCAACUCUCAUCGGAGGCACAUCUGCAUCCUCCCCAGUCUUCGCCAGUAUCUUGACCAGAAUCAACGACGAGCGCUUGAAGGCUGGCAAGCAGCCUGUAGGAUUCGUCAACCCAGCUCUGUACGCAAACCCUCAAGUUCUUCAUGAUAUUACCCAGGGUAACAACCCUGGCUGUGGAACAAAUGGAUUCGCUGCAAGCUCUGGUUGGGACCCGGUCACUGGAUUGGGAACUCCUAAUUACCCGGCUAUGUUGAAGUUGUUCUUGAGCCAGCCGUAG